UUUAUGUAAACAUCAUUACUUGCUGCUUUAGAAGAGAGAGAAUUUUCCCAGAACUAGUGAAGCAACUGGCUAGAGAGGAGAAGCCAGAAAGUUAUUUAAAAAAAGGGGGUUAAGAGAUAAUAGUGUAUCUCAGAGAAUGGAGAGGUGAUAUCCAGUGGAAUCAAAUAAGCUCUGGCUUCUCUGUCUGUAGAAGUUCCUUCUUGUGAACACUGUCGUCUAAUUUCUUUCAGAUUUCCAGAGACUCCAGAAAGAUGUCUUACCAGCAGCAGCAGUGCAAGCAGCCCUGCCAACCACCUCCUGUGGUGUGCCCACCUAAGUGCCCUGAGCCAUGUCCACCUCCAAAGUGCCCUGAGCCAUGCCCACCUCCAAAGUGCCCUGAGCCAUGCCCACUCCCAAAGUGUCCACCUCAGCCAUGCCAGCAGAAAUGCCCUCCUACACAGAUAUACCAACCCUGUCAGCAGAAGUGUCCUCCUAAGAGCAAGUAACAGCUUCAGGACUCAUCAGGAUCAUGAAAGGAUAAGGACAAUUGGCUCAGACUCCUUCCACAACUCCACCUUCAUCUUCUCUUUCAAGCCAGUCAUGGACACAGCUUCUCUAUCCAUUAGUCCAUGAUCUUCCUGUGAUGAUUCCCAGCAACUGAAGUUGUUUUUUUUUUUCCUGCACUGUUUUACUGCUACUCUCCAGGAGGUAACUGAGAAAGGGCAGUCCUCAGCUCUGCCAGGAUCCCAGCACUUUAAACGAAGAACAAGGGCACA
Loxodonta africana (African savanna elephant) is the source of this 755-nucleotide messenger RNA. Its product is annotated as small proline-rich protein 2G-like. Gene Ontology annotation, cellular component: cornified envelope. The coding region runs from base 252 to 485 and encodes 77 amino acids. The record is from RefSeq and is a predicted model, not a curated record. Lineage: Eukaryota; Metazoa; Chordata; Mammalia; Proboscidea; Elephantidae. The transcript has a single exon.